AUGGCGGACGCUUUCGGUGACGACCUGUUCAGUGUGUUUGAUGAGGAGAGUCCGGCGGCCAGUAAGACUGCGCAGCCCGUCCCGGCCACCUCCACUGCGGGGGCCAGAGGGAAGAGAAAUGCGAAGCCUCAAGCAGCAGUUGCAAGACCGCCUUCGGUGACAAAGCGAGAUGUCGGCUCUCUGGAUGGACCGGAGGAAUGUAUAUUGGGGAAGAAGCUGAAGCUUGAUACAACAGCUGCGGAUGAGUUGAAUCUUGCAGAUCUAAUGCCGAGGAUAAAAGUGCAGGAAGUAGAUACAGUUGAAGGUUGCACACAUGAGGUGGCACUGCCUGCUGAUGAAGAGUACAUGCCUCUUAAACCGCGGGUUGGGAAAGCUUCAAAGGAAUAUCCGUUCAUACUGGAUGCAUUUCAGAGGGAGGCCAUUCUGUGUAUUGAUAACAACCAGUCCGUUCUCGUGUCUGCUCAUACAUCAGCUGGAAAAACAGUGUGUGCAGAGUAUGCUAUAGCUUUAGCUCUAAGAGAAAAGCAGAGAGUCAUUUUUACCAGUCCCAUCAAAGCUCUAAGUAACCAGAAAUACAGAGAGAUGUACGAAGAAUUCAAUGAUGUUGGAUUAAUGACUGGAGAUGUAACAAUCAACCCCACCGCUUCUUGCCUUGUGAUGACAACUGAGAUCCUGCGAAGCAUGUUGUAUAGAGGCUCAGAAGUCAUGAGAGAGGUUGCCUGGGUCAUAUUUGAUGAAAUUCACUACAUGAGAGAUUCAGAAAGAGGAGUAGUGUGGGAAGAAACGAUCAUCCUUCUACCAGACAAUGUGCAUUAUGUCUUUCUGUCUGCCACCAUACCCAAUGCCCGCCAGUUUGCUGAAUGGAUCUGCCACCUGCACAAACAGCCUUGUCACGUCAUCUACACAGACUAUCGUCCGACCCCCUUACAGCAUUAUAUAUUUCCAGCAGGGGGCGAUGGCCUUCACCUCGUUGUGGAUGAAAAUAGUGACUUUCGGGAAGAUAACUUCAACACAGCAAUGCAGGUGCUGAGGGAUGUCGGGGAGGCAUCUAAGGGAGAUCAGAAAGGGCGCAAAGGAGGUACAAAAGGACCCUCUAAUGUAUUCAAGAUUGUCAAAAUGAUCAUGGAGCGCAACUUCCAGCCGGUUAUUAUCUUCAGCUUUAGUAAGAAGGAUUGUGAGGCCUACGCGCUGCAAAUGUCCAAGCUGGAUUUCAACUCUGAUGAGGAGAAGAAGAUGGUGGAGGAAGUGUUUAAUAAUGCCAUAGACUGUCUCUCGGAUGAAGACAAGAAGCUUCCACAGGUGGAACAUGUCCUUCCUCUUUUGAAGCGAGGUAUUGGGAUCCAUCACGGAGGAUUGCUGCCCAUAUUGAAAGAGACAAUAGAAAUCCUUUUCUCUGAAGGUCUGAUAAAGGCUUUGUUUGCAACAGAAACCUUUGCCAUGGGUAUAAACAUGCCAGCCAGGACUGUGUUAUUCACCAGUGCACGGAAGUUUGAUGGGAAAGAUUUCCGAUGGAUCUCAUCGGGCGAGUACAUUCAGAUGUCUGGCCGAGCAGGAAGACGUGGCAUGGAUGAAAGGGGAAUUGUAAUUCUUAUGGUUGAUGAGAAAAUGAGCCCAACGGUUGGCAAACAGCUACUAAAGGGCACAGCUGAUCCUCUAAACAGUGCUUUCCAUCUUACCUACAACAUGGUGCUGAACCUCCUGCGAGUGGAAGAAAUUAACCCUGAGUACAUGUUGGAGAAAUCCUUUUACCAGUUUCAGCAUUACCGGGCUAUUCCAGGAGUAGCUGAGAAGGUGAAGAGGUUAGAGGAGCAGUAUAACGGUAUACAGAUCCCCAAUGAAGAGAGUGUUGUGACGUAUUACAAAAUUCGUCAGCAGCUCGCCAAGCUUGGCAAAGAAAUUGAAGAAUACAUUCACAAACCCAAGUACUGCCUGCCUUUUCUGCAGCCAGGCAGACUGGUUAAGGUGAAGAGAGAAGAGGAAGACUUUGGAUGGGGAGUGGUGGUAAAUUUUUCUAGGAAAUCAAAUGUAAAGCCAAACACUGGAGACCUGGAUCCUAUCUAUGUGGUGGAAGUUUUGCUAAACUGCAGUAAAGAAAGUCUUAAAAAUGCUGCGACGGAGGCCGCAAAGCCAGCAAUGCCGGAUGAAAAAGGAGAGAUGCAGGUAGUUCCAGUCCUUCUGCAUUUGCUGACAGCAAUCAGUAGUGUUCGCCUAUAUAUUCCAAAGGAUCUUCGGCCUCUGGAUAACAGACAGAGUGUGCUUAAGUCUAUCCAGGAGGUUCAGAAGCGCUUCCCUGAUGGAGUACCUUUGCUGGAUCCUAUUGAUGAUAUGGGUAUUAAAGAUCCUGGGUUGAAAAAGGUGGUUCAGAAAACAGAAGCAUUUGAGCACCGAAUGUAUUCACACCCUCUGAAUAAUGACCCUAAUCUGGAGACUGCAUACAAACUAUGUGAGAAGAAAGCACAGAUUGCAGUAGAUAUCAGAGGCGCGAAGCGGGAGUUAAAGAAGGCUCGCACCGUGUUACAGAUGGAUGAGCUGAAAUGUCGUAAGCGAGUGCUCAGGCGUAUGGGUUUUGCCAACUCCUCUGAUGUCAUAGAAAUGAAAGGGCGAGUUGCAUGUGAGAUCAGCAGUGCUGAUGAGCUCCUCCUCACCGAGAUGAUGUUUAAUGGCCUCUUUAAUGACUUGACGGCGGAACAAGCUACUGCAUUGCUCAGCUGCUUUGUGUUCCAGGAAAAUUCCAGCGAAAUGCCCAAACUAACAGAACAACUGGCAGGACCACUUCGGCAAAUGCAGGAAACGGCCCGGAGGAUUGCCAAAGUGUCGGCCGAAGCUAAACUAGAAGUGGAUGAAGAAACAUAUUUAGGGUCAUUCCGCCCCAACCUCAUGGAUGUCAUCUACACUUGGGCCAAUGGCGCAACAUUUGCCCAGAUCUGUAAAAUGACGGAUGUGUUUGAAGGUAGUAUUAUCCGUUGCAUGAGGCGUCUUGAAGAAUUGUUGCGGCAGAUGUGUCAGGCAGCCAAAGCCAUCGGAAACACAGAACUGGAGAACAAGUUUGCAGAAGGUAUUACGAAAAUCAAGAGGGAUAUUGUAUUUGCUGCCAGCUUGUAUUUGUAGUGAAGAUGGAUUUGGAAUCAAAAUUGAUCCAACAAAACUUUUAACAUAUU
Nanorana parkeri is the source of this 3158-nucleotide messenger RNA. RefSeq names its product Ski2 like RNA helicase 2 (gene MTREX). Lineage: Eukaryota; Metazoa; Chordata; Amphibia; Anura; Dicroglossidae. Gene Ontology annotation, molecular function: RNA binding; RNA helicase activity; ATP binding. The transcript is spliced from 27 exons. Gene Ontology annotation, biological process: maturation of 5.8S rRNA; RNA catabolic process. The record is from RefSeq and is a predicted model, not a curated record. Bases 1 to 3108 code for a protein of 1035 amino acids. Gene Ontology annotation, cellular component: nucleus.